AAAUCCCGUUCUUGGCCUAUUUAAGGACGGAGCUCGACACAUGCGGUGUGUAGCAAGUGCUGAAUUCCUUCAGACCUGUCACGUCACUUCAGCUUCUCCCACAACAGAGCGAGAACACCGGCAGUGUGAGAAUGGCAAGCAGAAAAGCGUGUCUCUUCGCAGCUCUGUGCUCCCUGCUCAUCGUCGCCAGCCUCAUCAGCGGCUCCGAGUCAGUGAGCUGCUGCAUGAAAUACACCAAGAGGAAGCUCCACUGCAAAGCCGUGAGAGGCUACAACAUUCAGACCAUCAACGGCUCCUGUGACAUCAGCGCCAUCAUCUUCCAUCUCGGCGGGAAGUUUGUGUGUGCUGACCCUUUGAAGCCGUGGACCAUGAGGGUGAUGAAAUGUGUUAAUGAGAGAAGGAAGAGGAAUGCUGAACAAACGGGAGACUUGAAAAAUGGCCACUAAACGUUCCUUACCUGGAGCCAAACUGGAGGAAAAAAAUAGGAGAAAUCGUAUAUGAGCUUCAUGCUGAAAGGUUCAUCUGGGACCUUUUCUAUCCCUUCUGUUUUAUAAACAGGAACGUGUAAUAUUAAUAAUAGUUGUAGUUGUAGUUUUGAUAAAAUGCUAUGAAAAUAACAUGAUGAUGUUGUUGUAUGUUAGCAUUUUUGUUGUAUUAUUGUUGCUCUGAGAGCUAAAAAACACAUUGUUGCAUUAUUUUUCAAUAAAUGUCCCUGAACUGA
Messenger RNA from Fundulus heteroclitus (mummichog), 721 nucleotides. RefSeq names its product C-C motif chemokine 20. Gene Ontology annotation, biological process: immune response; cellular response to tumor necrosis factor; G protein-coupled receptor signaling pathway. The transcript has 4 exons. Bases 132 to 446 code for a protein of 104 amino acids. NCBI's taxonomy places the organism in Eukaryota, Metazoa, Chordata, Actinopteri, Cyprinodontiformes, Fundulidae. Gene Ontology annotation, cellular component: extracellular region. The record is from RefSeq and is a predicted model, not a curated record. Gene Ontology annotation, molecular function: chemokine activity; CCR chemokine receptor binding.